Molecule: messenger RNA, 1614 nt
Organism: Penicillium brevicompactum
Lineage: Eukaryota; Fungi; Ascomycota; Eurotiomycetes; Eurotiales; Aspergillaceae
Product: sugar porter family MFS transporter
Exons: 6
Coding region: 1-1614 (537 amino acids)
Biological process (GO): transmembrane transport; carbohydrate transport
Cellular component (GO): membrane
Molecular function (GO): carbohydrate:proton symporter activity
Source: RefSeq, a predicted model, not a curated record
AUGUCUCACAGGACGGGGUUGAAAGCCCUCAAAGGUGCCCCACUGAUUGGGGCCAUCACCUCAGUGUGUGCCUCUUCUUUCUUGCUGUUUGGAUAUGACCAAGGAGUCAUGUCUGGGGUGGUCAUCUCCGAUUAUUGGCUCGAUGCAAUGGGCCACCCUAGCACCGUUAUGACUGGCACGAUCAAUGCGAUCUAUGAUAUUGGUGGAGUCUUCGGCGCUAUCGGUGCCGCAUUGUGUGUCGAACGACUUGGCCGAAAACGAGGAUUAUUGGUCGGAGCAGCUUUGAUUGUCAUUGGGGCAAUAUUAAUGGGAUGCUGUGUUGAGAGAAUCCAAUUCAUUGUCGGGAGAAUUGUCACUGGGCUCGGAAUCGGAUUUUUGACAUCCGUCGCUCCUGUUUACCAAAGUGAAGUUUGUCUGCCAAGCCAGCGAGGAUGGCAUCUAUCGUGCCAAUUGACUAUGAUGCUAUUCGGGUUGAUGCUGGCGUACUGGAUGAAUUAUGCAUUUUACUUCCAUCCCGGCGCAGUGCAGUGGCGAUUUCCCAUUCUGUUCCAGGCCGUGUUUGCAAUAUACAUUCUUGUCAUCGCGCCGUUCUUACCGGAUACACCUCGCUGGCUCAUGCUCCAUGAAUCCACGCCCGAACGGGGAGAGGUUGUGCUUUCCAAGCUGCGGAACAAGCCCAUUGACCAUGUUAACGUGCAAAAAGAGCGGGAUGAGAUCUUAGCUGCGAUCAAUGUCGAAGCUGAACAGGAGGGGUCUUGGAAGUCGCUCUUUUCUGAUGGCGGGUGCGCUGCGAACAAGCGGUUUUUCCUAGCCCUUGGUAUUCAGUUCAUGCAGCAGACCUCGGGUAUCAAUAUCGUGACCUACUACGCUCCCACCCUAUUGAAGAGCUCACUGGGUAUGACGCAGGAGCGAGCUCUUUUUAUCAGCUGCUUUUUGCAGGUUUGGUACAUUGUGGCGUCAUUUCUUACAUGGUACAUGAUAGAUGCGGUUGGCAGGCGACGACUGUACAUCAGCAUGUCUAUUGGCAUGGGAGUUGUUCUGAUUUGUGAAGCCAUCACCGUGGCAAUCGAUAACCAACAGUCUGCGAUUGCUGCUGUUUUCUUCAUCUUUGCCUUUGAGGCUUGCUUUACAUGGGGCUGGAUGGCUACAGUCUGGAUCUACCCCGCUGAGAUUCUCCCACUGAAGAUUCGAUCAAAGGGCGCUGCACUUGCAGCUGCAGCAGACUUCUUGGGUAACUUUCUUGUCGUCGAGAUUACACCACCUGCCCUCGCGAAUAUCGGUUACAAAACUUACAUUAUCUUUGCAGUCUUCAACAUUGUGACAGCCUUUAUCGUGUAUUGCUUUUACCCCGAGACAUCGUACCUCAGCUUGGAAUCGGUCGAUUUAAUUUUCCUACCCGACGAGCAACAAGAUCAACAAAUUGCGUUGGAGCAAACCUUUCUCCAAAAGACCCUGCAAUGGAGCGUUGUUUCAAAGGCACGGAUUGCUGUCAAUGAAGCUAAAGCAAGGCACAAGGCUCGAUUGGAAACAGACGCGGAAUUUGAGGACAACGAGUUCGAAUCCGAGUUGAAGGGGCAUUCUGGUGCCAGUCAUGCUGAGCAUAAGGAGGUUUAA